CAAAAGACCCCCGGCACUGAAGGGAUGGGUCGGUCUUCCAAGGACAAGAGGGACAUUUACUACCGUCUGGCCAAAGAGGAGGGCUGGCGGGCCCGCGGCGCUUUCAAACUGCUGCAGCUGGCUGAGGAGUUUCAACUCUUCCAGGGGGUACAUCGUGCCGUGGAUCUGUGCGCCGCACCGGGCAGUUGGAGCCAAGUCCUGAGCCGUAAACUGAAGGGGCCAGACGCGGCGAACACCAUCGUGGCGGUGGACCUCCAGGCCAUGGCUCCUCUUCCAGGGGUCAUUCAGAUCCAGGGGGAUAUCACUAAGGUAUCCACGGCCCAGGAGAUCAUUCGGCAUUUUGAGGGGCAGCCGGCCGAUCUGGUGGUGUGUGACGGAGCCCCUGACGUGACCGGGCUGCACGACAUCGACGAGUACAUUCAGGCCCAGUUGCUGUUGGCGGCACUGAACAUCACCACCCACGUCUUGAAGCAGGGGGGCACCUUCGUGGCCAAGAUCUUCCGGGGCCGAGACGUCACCCUGCUCUACUCCCAGCUCCGCAUCUUCUUCCCGGACGUCACCUGUGCCAAGCCCCGCAGCAGUCGCAACUCCAGCAUUGAAGCCUUUGUGGUUUGUCGUGGCUUUGUCCCACCUGCCGGCUACGUCCCCAACAUGGCCAACCCCCUCCUGGACCACCGCUACGAUGAGGAGGUAGAAUUCAAGGACGUCGAAAAGAUUUACUGGCCCGUGCAUUGA
Molecule: messenger RNA, 735 nt
Organism: Tachyglossus aculeatus (Australian echidna)
Lineage: Eukaryota; Metazoa; Chordata; Mammalia; Monotremata; Tachyglossidae
Product: putative tRNA (cytidine(32)/guanosine(34)-2'-O)-methyltransferase
Exons: 2
Coding region: 25-735 (236 amino acids)
Biological process (GO): tRNA methylation; cytoplasmic translation
Cellular component (GO): cytoplasm
Molecular function (GO): tRNA methyltransferase activity
Source: RefSeq, a predicted model, not a curated record